AUGUCUUUGAAGACAUCUUCUGAUAUGAGAUGGCACCAUGAAAGACAAGUUGAGGACGGAGUGAUGAGGCAUCCAGCUGACUCUAAGGCUUGGAAAAACUUUAAUGAGCUACACGACAGCUUUGCCGAAGAGCCCCGAAAUGUUAGGCUCGGUCUUGCAAGUGAUGGUUUCCAGCCUUUCACAAAUUCAAAAGUUUCUUAUAGCAUAUGGCCCGUUUUACUUGUACCAUAUAAUUUACCACCAUGGAUGUGCAUGAAGCAAUCCAAUUUUAUUUUAUCUAUGCUCAUUCCUGGUCCAACUGGUCCUGGAGAUGCUAUUGACACCUACUUACAACCAUUGAUAGAAGAACUAAAGGAGUUGUGGGCCUCAGGCGUUCGAACAUAUGAUGUAUCUCUGAGACAGAAUUUCAUUUUACGUGCAGCACUAAUUUGGACUAUUAAUGAUUUUCCUGCUUAUGCAAAUUUAUCUGGAUGGAGCACUAAGGGGAAAUUAGCAUGUCCUUGUUGUAAUAAGCACACUCACUCUAUCAGGUUAAAAUAUGGAGGCAAGCAGAGCUAUAUGGGGCAUCGUCGCUAUCUUGAUGAAAAUCAUAGAUGGAGAAAGGAUAAGAAAUCAUUUGAUGGCACUAGGGAGAGAGGGUAUGCAGCGCCGAAGCUGACAAGAGAUGACAUCCUUAAGCAGGUGGAAGAUCUUAUAGGGAUCACCUUGACCAAUCAUCCAGAGAAGAAAAUUAAAAUAUCACACGAAAGACGGGGAGAUAAUUGGAAUAAAAAAAAUGUCAUGCAUAUUGAGAAGAAUAUUUGUGAUAGUCUGCUGGGAACAAUCAUGAACAUUAAAGGAAAGACAAAGGAUAAUAUCAAAGCCCGACUCGGUUUACAAGCAAUGAGUUUAAAACCGGAGUUACAUCCAAUUCAGAGAGGAGAUAAACUUGUGAUGCCAGCAGCUUGUUAUACUUUAUCCCAAGAAGAGCAAAGUAAAUUUUGUCGAUUUCUAAAGGAGUUAAAAGUUCCAGAUGGAUUUUCUUCCAAUAUUUCUCAAUGUGUAAACCUUAAAGAGCGUAAGAUUUUGGGGUUAAAGAGUCAUGACUGUCACGUUCUUUUGCAGCGCUUGAUUCCUGUAUCGAUUCGUGGCCUUCUUCCUGCAAAAGUGUGUGAACCAAUUAUUGAACUUUCCAUAUUCUUCACUAUAUUAUGUGCCAAAACAUUAAGGGUGGAUGAACUAAAGCAAAUUGACGAGCAGAUUCCACUUACAUUAUGUAAGCUUGAGAAGAUUUUUCCACCUUCAAUUUUUGAUGUUAUGCUGCAUUUAGUAGUUCAUUUAGCAUCUGAAGCCAUACUUGGAGGGCCUGUUCGAUUUCGAUGGAUGUACCCAGUGGAGCGUCAGCUUUAUACUUAUAAGUCAUAUAUCAGAAAUAGGGCACGUCCAGAAGGGGCAAUUGCUGAAGGAUAUAUAGCAGAUGAAUGCAUGACACUUUGCUCAAGGUAUCUAAAAGGCUUCGAGACAAAGUUUAAUCGCCUUGAAAGAAAUUAUAAAGAUGACAAUAAAGAAUGUCAUGAAGCACAACUAUCUAUAUUCAGACAUAGUGGGCGGGCAUUGGGUGCUGCCACCACCCGCUGCCUUGAUGAACGUGAGUGGUUGCAAGCUCAUAUUUUUGUUCUAAAGAACUGUGAUGAAGUGCAACCACACAUUGAGGACUACAAUGAAUUCGUGAGAGAACCCACAAAUCACUAUGAUGAUAAAGAUUGGGAUAAGAACUUUAUCGAGUGGUUCCAAGCUCUAGUUUAUCAGAGUUAUCGAGAAGAUGAUGACUUACUUUCACUAUCUCGUGGUCCAAGUAAGAUUGUUAAAUGUUUUACUGGAUUUGUCAUAAAUGGACAUCGAUUUCAUACAGAAAGUCGAGAUAAUUGUUUGUCAACUCAAAGUAGUGGGGUUGCAGUUGUUGGUGAUGCUGGUGAUGGUGGAGAUAUAGAUUAUUAUGGUGCUUUGGUUGAAGUUGUCGAAUUAGAGUAUCUUGGUGGAAGAAAGGUUGUUCUAUUUCGUUGUAAGUGGUGGGAUGUGCAUGGCAAAGGAAAAGAGACAACUUUGAAAGAAGACAAAUAUGGAUUUAUCAGUAUUAACUGCCGACACUUACUAAAGACGAAUGACCACUUUAUACUUGCUGGCCAAGCAUCACAAGUUUUUUAUGUUGAGGAUAUUGCCAAUGAAGGUUGGCAUGUAGUUCUUAAAGCACAACCCCGUGAUUCAUAUGAUAUGCCACCAGAUACAGAUGCAUGUAGUUCUUAA
Asparagus officinalis (garden asparagus) is the source of this 2283-nucleotide messenger RNA. RefSeq lists its product as uncharacterized. The transcript is spliced from 4 exons. Bases 1 to 2283 code for a protein of 760 amino acids. The record is from RefSeq and is a predicted model, not a curated record. NCBI's taxonomy places the organism in Eukaryota, Viridiplantae, Streptophyta, Magnoliopsida, Asparagales, Asparagaceae.